Molecule: messenger RNA, 1248 nt
Organism: Aspergillus glaucus CBS 516.65
Lineage: Eukaryota; Fungi; Ascomycota; Eurotiomycetes; Eurotiales; Aspergillaceae
Exons: 3
Coding region: 1-1110 (369 amino acids)
Source: RefSeq, a predicted model, not a curated record
AUGUACUUAUGUCACAUUAGCGUGGCAGCAUGCAAUGCGAGGCUGCUUACUACCGCUCAAAACGCGUUCAAAUCAUCCACACCCACCAUCGCUGUCCCAGGCAGUUCAGCUCAGUGGUCUGCUUCACAACGGCCCAAAAAGGAUAGCGGCCUUGUUUAUAUUGCUCAAAAUGCUGCUCGUCAUCCCGAUAGUCCUCUGGAGCCGUUAUUCCGCUCCCUCUACAUUGAGCAACCCUCAUUCGACAUAAACUCAAUCAACGUCGUGACCAACCGAAACAACAUUGGUAAGCUUCUGUCGUUUAUAAAUCCCACUUUGACCAGAAAAGGGCUCGAUCCAUUCACCAUCCAGGUGGAAAUGACCGCUCAGACCGCAAUAUUCUGCCGUGAGGAGACCGCCACCUACGAAGUGACUGGGCCAGGCGAAUUCCGGGGCUUUGGUCAUGAAUUCGAGAAAGCAUCCACGAUCACUCAGGUUAAAGGCAGCACUGGGCACCACCGCAUAGUUUCGUACCGACUGGGAGGUCUGAGUUUCCUCGUGCGCCAUGGGACAGACGGCUUUUGUGGUAAUUUGGAGCCUGUUGUAAAGGAUGAUGAGUCGACACGGAACAAUCUUGCAAACAUGUUAGCAACAUUGUCCCUCUCGCUGGAUACCACCUCCACAGAUGAGACCUUCGUUCAGUCUAAGUUGACCACCAAGAGGGAAGGUCGGGUAGUGCCACGGGAAUCGACCUUAGAGAUCAAAACUCGGGUUUUCCACAAACUUCUGAAGCUGCAAAAAGUUGCGCCUCAGCUCAGGGUUUCGCAGACGCCCAAGCUCAUCCGUGCUUAUCACCAACGUGGAAAAUUCUCGACGCCGAAAGUGGAAGAUAUGACUGCCGCAGUGAAAGAUUGGGAGCAAACCCACCAAGAUGAUAUAUCAAGAGACUCGUUACACUCAUCAAUCCGCAUCCUUCUAGUGACCAGAAAUUGGGAUGGGAGUUCUACCAUUUAUUACGAUCUUCUGAAAGAUAAACUGAUGAUCAAGAAGAUCGAGGGAAAGAAGAUGCUCCCAGACGAUCUUUACUCCCGAUGGACCAAAACCAUUCCCCAUGAGACAGCUGAGAAAUUCUAAGCUCGUAUUCAUUUUGUACAUACAAUAUUUCAUCCAAGAGGAACGCAGACAAACAGCAGAGCCCUAAAUUACCACAUAGUAAAUAUUUCCCUUUGUCUCACUGGAUGUCUUUUUCUUCUUCGUAUCUUUCCCAGAUUU